GUGUGUGCCAGCCUUGUUUGUAUGCUUGUGUGUGUCCCGACAAAGGCUCCAUCCAGCCGUGCUGCAGAGGGCUGCUCAUUCCCAGAGAUCCUCAGAGCUCCAGGACGCCCAGUCUCUGCGCUGCCUGCAGCCAAGACACAGCAGCCCAGACACGGACACUCACCCUGCUGCUGCCCCCACUAUUCUGCUUCUCCUGGAGCCUCAACACCUGUUUGGAUUAUUAAUGGAUGGGAAAACAGAGGGAAGUUUUAAAGUGAGUAAAUUGGGGGUGUUUGGAGUUUGAAGAGAAGAGAUAAUAGAGGACCCCUCUAUCCUGGACCUCAAACUUGUACAAAAACCUACUGGCUAUCUUCAGAAACAACAGGCUUUCUCUAUAACUGGAAAUGUUUUUAAACUGUUAUUUUUAAAGUUUUAUGAAACAAUCUUGAAGUAAUCUUAGCAUUUCUUUUUCGUUGAUUUUUGACUUUGACAAACAAACAGCACCCCCCACCCCACACACAAUUUUAUGGAUUUCUGGACUUGCUCAAUCUAAUUGAAAAUUUUUGGAAACUUUGCCAACAUCAGUUACAAAUUGUUGUUUUCAGUGGAUUGGAAAUUUCUGGGAACAUUUCUGGAUUUGUACUGAAUUAUUUGCAGAUUUCGUAGCAACAGGUAGUCCUGAACUCUUCUGGUUUGGGUUUAAAAGGAAACUGUCAUAUUAAGUUUUGCAUCAUGGCUCUGUCAGUCGGUCUGUGGCUGUGUCUGUAUCUGUUGCUGCUGGUUACUGAUGCAAAGAGUGCUGAGCAACAUGAUGGGCAGCAUAGCAACAAUGAUAGACCUUCCUCCCCUGUCGAACCGAAGCCCCUUUGGAUCGGCAAACCGGUCAAAACCCAGGAUGACUCCUACGUCCUUGACAAGAGCCUCCCCCUACCCGAGAUGCUGGACCUGGACCUUGACCGUAACCGCCGCCAAACCCGUGGUGCGGAUGAAGAGGAGCAACAGUCCACCUUUGGUGAUUCCUUCGAAAAUGAAUGGGUUACGACGCCUCAAGUUACUGAGUUCAGCAAUAAAACGACUACAGUGGCUGGAAAUGUGGUUCAUGAAGAUGAUAACCUCCACGCAAACACCUCCAAUGCUGACCAUGAUGUUCCAGGACUCUUCAACCCCUUUUACCCCCUGAUGGAGAGCUCAUAUGCAGCCUACGCCAUCCUGUUCCUGGCUGGCCUGGUGCUGGCAGUGGGCGUAGUAGGAAACAUGGCGGUCAUGUGCAUUGUCUGGAACAACUAUUACAUGAGGUCAGCCUGGAACUACCUGCUGGCCAGCAUGGCAUUUUGGGACUUCCUGGUUCUGGUUCUGUGCCUUCCUGUGGUGGUUCUCAACCAGCUAUCCCAUAGGAGGAUCCUAGGUGACAUCACCUGUCGCAUGGUGCCUUAUAUGGAGGUUGUAUCUCUGGGCAUCACCUCUUUCACUUUGUGCGCUCUGGGUAUCGAUCGCUUCCACGCUGCCACCUCAUCCUCCCAGCCAAAGGCUCGGCGGGUGGAGCGCUGUCGCUCAGUGCUGAUGAAGAUGGUGCUGGUGUGGCUCUCUGCUCUGCUGCUGUCCAGCCCUGAAAUCUUCCUAUGGCAGCUCAGCCAGGCCGUGUCUCCAUCCACCGGCAAGCUGGUCGACUCUUGCACCAUCACGCCCUCCUCUCCUCUGUCCCUCUACCUGCCUGAUUCUCUUCACUCCCUGCUGCUCAGGUAUCACCAGGGUCGUAUGUGGUGGUGUUUUGGCUGCUACUUCUGCCUCCCUGUCCUCUUCACUAUCCUUUGCCAAAUGGCCACCCGGAAUGUCAAUAACGACUCCAGCGCCACCCAAAAGCAGCGCAACCUUGAUGAACGCUCCAACCAGAAGCGUCAACAGCACCAAGCCUUGGAGCGACAGCUGAACUGCACUCUACUAGCUCUAGCUGUUGUGUAUGGCGUGUGUGCUCUGCCCGAGCAUGUCUGCAACAUCACGCUGGCCUACACGCACAUCACCAUCUCCGAAGACACUGCCACCAUGCUGGUGCUGUUACAUCACUUCCUGUUGUUCUUCAAGUCAUCGGUGACGCCGGUGCUGCUGCUGUGCCUGUGUAAGGCUCUUGGCCAAGCCUUUAUGGACUGCUGCUGCUGCUGCUGUCAGGAGUGUCAGCCAACCGGAGCCCAAGGCUCUCCAGGACCUCCCCAGGUCAAACUCAAGGGGGCCAAUGAGACGUCCAUCUUCUUUGAUAAGGCUAAAGACACGUCAGCCAUUUUGUCCAUCUCUAGCUAGAGCAACAAGUCUGUCUCUGACUGUCGAUCAUCUCUUCUUCUCUUAGUUUUUCCUCCUUUGCUCCUCUCUACAACAUUACCUGUAUACCCACCAUCUCCUACACGUUCUUUCCAUUUUUCACUAUUUUGAAAAUAUUUUUCAACUUUCUGUCUAUUCUCUCGUUCUACCGGACCAUCAUUUGUAUGAUACUCCCAUGUGGACUCAGAGUUACUCCCUUCAGCUUCCUGUCAGUGCAGGAAGUAAUGUUUAAUCUGUAGCAAGAUUAGAAGAAGAUGGUGUACUUGCACAACCACUUGUUAUAAAUGCAGGAGCCUGUUUCAGGACUCUGAAAGAACUCAUCUCUCUGGCAUCCUGCUGCACAAUAUAUGGAAAUGUCUUGAAAGUCUUCCUUGGUUACACUCCUUAGAUCGAUGCUGUGGGGCUCAAGUUUGUUGUUUUUUUUGGAACAUGAAUUUAAACUCAUUUAUAUGCAACAUUAGUUUGGUGCAAGGCAUAGAAGUUUGCUGCUGUGAUAAGAGGUGAACUCUAUAGAGAGCUGAGCAUAAAUUUGAAAUUAAUAUGACAUUUUAAUAUAAACAUUUGAUCUGCUUAAAUAUAAAAUGAAAAACUUUUUGGAACAAUAUUUUUUUUUUUUUUAAAAAAUACAAAUUUCUGUAACUGAUUGAACUGAAACAUUUUAUUGACACAGGCCAGCCCGAAACAGCUUCAUUUCUUAGUUAAACAAAUGUUGCUGUUGAGGCAGAAAUAAUCUUGUGAAAUCCUUUCCUGUAAAAUGGGAUACGAGUUAUCCUGGUCACUGCAGGAUGUACAUUUUACUUUUUCUUUAUCAACAGUUUCUGGCUAUGAACUAGUUUGUGUUUGCAUGUUAGUUUCGCCAGUGGAAAAAUAAUGAUAAUGUACAGAGGGUUAACUUUAGCUUCCCAAAUUUAAUUUAGAGUGCACUUACACCUGCACUUCUUAAUUCAGUUAAAUCUGAUUCUCAAUAUGAAUUAUCUGGGCAGGUGUGACUACAGUGAAGAGCAAACACACCAAAACCCUUUACAGGUGGUUUUAUUCUGGUCCCAAACAAACUUUGGAACGGUUCGUUUAUGGGUGGGAUGAUGAGCUGCUCAUGUUCACAUAAUUUCGCUCUUUGUGUAGAGUAAGUGUUUAAAAAUGCUUUUAGAAAUGUUUGAACAUUUCAACCAAAAGUAAAUAAGUUUAGACCUUGAAACUAUUUUUCCUUGAAAACCAGAAAAUUCCAAGAACUUUGAUGGAAAUUCCUAAAAGUUGACAACAAACAUUUACCAUUUAUCUUGAAAGUUUUUCCUUCUACAUUUUCGCAUCAUCUACAAUUUAAAGAAAGAGUUCGGGUUAGAUUAUUUCUGCCUCCAGUGCAGUGCUGCCUUUCAGCAAUGCUUGCAGCAUCUGUUCAGCAACAACCAGGAAUUCUCCAUUGAACUGUGCAGCUCAUAUAUGCAUAAUAUGCACCUGUGGAAGGAAAAUCAGGAUGUGUUUAAAGUUAUUUCUAUGGGUUCUGUUUUUGGGAAAGGAUGUGGCGCUUCGUGAGGCCACUAACCCAUCCUGAAGCAAUAAGAUGAAGAAAGUGGUGAAACGGGGACGGGAGGAUAUCUGAAGAGUUUUUGAACAGGACUCUCACCCUGUCAAUACUGAGGUGCUCUGUUUGUACAGGAAGUUCUACUGUGUAGUUUUAAGAGACGUAAUCUGUAUUUAACAGAGUGCUUUCACUCAGACUGUCAAUCUCAAACAACUAGAACAAACGAAGAAAGAGAACCAUGAAUGUAGCUUAUUUUUAAUGCUAGAUGUGUAACUAAUGACAUAUUUGUAUGGCAGGAAAUGAGUUAUUAGUUUUUUGUAUGUCACAAGAAUGCAUUUGUAAUAUUUGAUGUCACCAUGAUGAAUUUCUGACCAUUGGCUAAGCAGAUAGCCCUUUUCCACUAAUACCUACUCGACACCACUCAACUCGGUUUGGGUUAUUUUCGAUUACAAUUGGGGACUCCCUAAUGUGCGUAGGGUCUGUAUACCAAUGCGGUCAAAAGUCCUGUGAUGACACUUGGAUGUGACACAAACAGGGUGUUGAGGCGAUGGUAUACUUGCUGCUCAGUCUAAAAGUUUUUGGCAGACUCUGGGACCGCCGUGUUGUUUUCUGUGGAGCCAUUUCCCUCGUUGCCGGGUUUCAAAAUUGGCAGUUUUGAUUUUCGUGAAUGAGUCACUCUCAUGACUCACUGAGUGACGGCAUUGACUAGCCAAUUGGUGGGGUACAGUCUGUUGACAUCACGUUUUUCGGAUUGGACUUGGAAGGGCAGCCAAGUAGAUACUAAAAAAGUACCUGGUACCUGUUAAUACCGCAUGCCAGGGAAACCCUAAAAACCGAGUUAAACUGAACUGAGCAGAUCCGUACUAGUGGAAAAGGGCUUUAAGUGUCUGAAACAACAAAGUGCCAGUAAGAAGUAGUCAUACGAACUUUGCAAAAUGUUGACUGCCUUAUUUCAAGAUCUGCAGAACAGCCUUUAAACAAGUGCUUUUUAUUCACUAUUUCAAAUCUGCAAAUUAAACCUGGAGGGAAAAAAAAGAUCUCCUCUGCUACAACUCAAAAUUGUUGACACCGAUGAUGUUAAUCAAGCUGAUUUUGUGGUAACAAGAUCUAAUAUGUGGUAAAAAGAUGUUACUACACAUUUGAUGUGGAAGAAACUCUGACAAGACCGAAGUUACCAUGGCCGCACAGAUGAGUUGGAGAGUCAUUGAAAUUUUGUGGGAAGAAGUGGAAAAGUAUACCACAAUCUGCUUGGGUCUAAAUGACGUAAAGGUUGUGUUCAGACACAGAGUGGGAGAAGCUCUGCAUGUCUGCCACCUUUUGUCUGUGACUUCAUGGACUCAUGUGUCCAUGUCUGUAACAGAGUAUAACUCCAUCUGUGGAGUGCAGCUAGGCAGGUCGUGAUAAUGUUUUGACUCCUCAGUAGUAUGACUGCUAUUGGAUUGGUACCAAACUAUGUUACAAACAGUUUCGAACUCAACAUUUAAAUUGCUAAAUGUAUGUAUUCUUAUCCUCAAAACAUCUCCAGCUGACAGUUUGUUUCAAUAUCUCGGUUCAAGCUCUGGGAUUUGAUAUUUGGUGCCAUCAUUUUAUGUUAUCUGUUAGAACAGAAGAGAAAUGUGGAUGAACAUUAGAAACAAAGGUGUAAACUGUUGCACCACAUCAAAAAUUCAAAUGAUAAAGUAAGAUAAAUUGAAAGAUUAAAUACUAUUUAUACUUCUUCCUGGUCUUUUCCCAUGUCGUUGUGCUACUGAUGAGCAGUUAUUGGAGUCAUGUUUUUUUGAUAAAUGAAAAAGAAAGUUUUGGAUUCACAAAGGUUUGGCUAAGCAAUGAGAGGAUGAUGAAAUUCAGCUCCAUCCAGGAGUUUAAACUUUACCAUGGUCGUUUCAAGAAAUUAUUUUAGUUGUUUGUACUUUAUGUUUGUUAGAGAUAAUCUAAAUCUACACUUAGUUUGCUCUUGUGAUGCCAUGAAAUGGAGACUGGAAACCUUUCUAAAAAUAAAAUCACAAUAAGCAACUUUACCAAUAGAAACUCACAGAUUUGCUUCCUGCAGUCACCUGCAUGUAAAGUAGAAUUUCUUUUGGAAAUUUCUCUGUAUCAUUGCAGGGUCUUUAACUUACAAUAUAAAGCUCCUUGAGGUGACUGUUGUCGUGAUUUGGUGUUAUAUAAAUAAAAUUGAACUGAAAAAUUC
Messenger RNA from Oreochromis niloticus (Nile tilapia), 5996 nucleotides. RefSeq names its product G protein-coupled receptor 37 like 1b (gene gpr37l1b). Gene Ontology annotation, cellular component: signaling receptor complex; plasma membrane. Gene Ontology annotation, molecular function: G protein-coupled peptide receptor activity. The transcript is spliced from 4 exons. The record is from RefSeq and is a predicted model, not a curated record. Gene Ontology annotation, biological process: positive regulation of MAPK cascade; adenylate cyclase-inhibiting G protein-coupled receptor signaling pathway. Lineage: Eukaryota; Metazoa; Chordata; Actinopteri; Cichliformes; Cichlidae. Bases 712 to 2271 code for a protein of 519 amino acids.